AUGGAUCCCUUCGAAGCAGCAGACUCGCUUCUAUACCACCUUGAAUGGAAGUGUGAUGACGGCUGCAAUCUGAUGAGCUGGACUACCUCUUUGCUUUUUGCACUGCAGUACGGUCUCUAUCGCCAUCGAACGGAUAACGACCAUCCUGCAUUCGAGGAUAUUUUCUUACUCAUGAUUGAUACACGCGACUUUCCCGAAAGAACAUUUAUCAAGGAUCUGGAGGCUGUUAAUGCUUUGAAUAAUAAUGCGAUCGGACGAUGUGUGGAGGUCAGCUUCCAGACGCUGAUUGAUCUUGGUCUCUUCGAGCUGUUCCCUCCGCUUGCUGUUGAGUCCGAAUGGGGGAAGUGGGCGAGCAGAGUGAUUCAGUUUCGUCGGCCAUUUUACGAAGGAGAGAUUUCGAGUCCUACUGCGGAUGAAGUGCGGACGGCUGUUGAGAUCGCGAGGGAUGGCUUUGGGGAUCGCUGGACGUUUCCUGUUGCUGCUAUGUUGCUUGCAUUCAGGCCUCGUGCGGUCGAUGAUCAGGUCAUUCUUGAGGGAUUCAAGGCAGAAUUUUCAAAGGAUGAGAUAAGCGAGUUGUCGUUGCAUGAUAUCAGCAUUGAUUGUCACCUACUGCCUGAUGGUCGUGUUGGCCUGCCUGAACUCGUUCAGUUUGAGAAGCUCGUCAAUGACGUUCGUGGCCAUUUUAUCGGGACGGAUAUCAAGUCGCUUUUUCGAACAGUACGGUGA
This is a messenger RNA of Aspergillus novofumigatus IBT 16806, 726 nucleotides long. RefSeq lists its product as uncharacterized. The record is from RefSeq and is a predicted model, not a curated record. NCBI's taxonomy places the organism in Eukaryota, Fungi, Ascomycota, Eurotiomycetes, Eurotiales, Aspergillaceae. Bases 1 to 726 code for a protein of 241 amino acids. The transcript is spliced from 3 exons.